AUGCCGCGGAGAGCGGCAGACACGGUGCCGCGACAACAGUCCGCAGACCGACGGCGGAGAGUCCCAGACACUGGAAUGUGGGCCAGAGGAAACGGACCAAAACCUCUCCUCCUCCCCAGCGACCGUCGCGUCCGUUCUGUGUUCUCGUUUUCUCUCUCUUCCUCCUUGCCGUGACCACUAAAACGCCGCCGCCACUCCGCUACACGUAACGUCUUUUGCCGUGAGGCGUCUUCAACCUAUUAUUUAACCUCACCUUUCCGAUAUCGGCUCUUUUUUCUUCUUGGUGUAGCCUCUCCCACAAUUCAUUUACCGAAUAUUUCCAACUUUUCCGGCUAUGCGGCCACAUGAGAAGCCGAGGAGCGAAAGCAGCGUUCAGGUAUGUCGAUAUCGACCUGAUAGGUUGUCUCUCUCAGAGAAACGCGGAAAAAGUAUCCUUCCUUUGUAGCGAAAGGAAACAAAAUUCCAGCACUGCAAUGUGUAAACAAAAGUUUCCUCAAUUAGAAAAAAAGUCUGAAAAUCGAAAUUCAUUCAAAAUUAUCAAUCUUACAUGAGUCUGAUUUCCUAUCCAUUUUCUUUUGACAGAAAGUUUCGAUGUCAAAAAUUGAAGAAGAAAAUAAUGAAAAAAGCAUAUUAUUGUCUUUGAGAUUCUGAUUGGAAAAAAAAAGAUGAAAAAUUCUAAAUCUCACAGUAAUCUUACGCUGGUAUUUCAUUUCAUAAAUAUGGGAAAUUGAAAAAAAGGAAACAUUUGAUAAAAAAAUUCGAUUAAAAUCUAAAAAACUGAAUAAUAUUUCCCGAAAAAAAUUUCCAAGUCAGAUUCCCUGACAAAGAGUUUUUAAAAAAAUAUUGAAGAAGACCAAUAAUUUUUUUCUUCGAUCUUAAAUUGGUUUUUUUCUCAGCUAUCCUUCAAAAUCGCUCAAGUUUUAAUGUAACUAUCAAAAAAGUUUGGCAUUGGAAAAGCAAAAAAAAACCCCCUCCUAAUCGAUUCCCUUUACAGCGCUAAAUUUUUCUGUCUGAAAGCUUUUCUUUUCCAACCAUUUCGCAAAGCGAUUCUUAGGAAAGAUGAAAAAUUGGACAUCAAGCUUUUUUUCUUUUUCCCGGAUCGUCCCAUCGCUCAGUAUUCUUGCGCAGUCGAACUCUCAAAAAUUUAAAUACUAUCUGCUCUUUUGAAUCAACACAGUUCUUCCUACCAAAAAUCCCUUCUAUUCAAAAGGAUUAAAAACAGUGUAAAACUAAACCUUAGUUGACAGAAAAUCAAGAAUUUCGCUGUUACCCUAGGGUUGAACAACCUUUUUUUUUCAUUACGAGUUCAAAGUGAGCUAAAAGAUCACUUCAUAAUUAUACUCUACACACUAUACGCAUUCGGACUCGAAAUAACUAUAUCGCAACAACCUCAAAUAAAAAAUCUAUUUUUUUAUUUACUUUCUUAUUCAUUUCCGCACAUUUGCUGAUAGCUGUCUGACAUUUCUUCAUAAAAAAAACCUCGCCAAUGUUAUUAAUAAUGCCAAUAUUUACACUCAGAAGAUAGGAAUGUUGAGAACAAAGAAAUAAAACAUACGAUUCUGGUUAUUCUGCUACCAAAAUGCGUCAUCACGAUGGAAUUCUUUAAUAAUGCAUUCUUGAAAAAAAAAGUUCGACAGAGAAAAUGAAACCUGAAACGCAAAAAAUAUAGAAAAUAAAGAUCAUAGGUAAAGUGCGAGAGUUUCAGGUGAAAAAUAUAAAAACGUUGAAAUGCUCCUCUUUAUAUAUAAUAAAUAAAUAUAUAUAUAUAUCUAAUGAGUUUCCGACUUGCCGAAAAAAAGAAACUGUUCCAAAACGCAGAAAUGAAUUUAAAAAUAUACUGUCCAAUAUUUCGGAGAAAAAUAGGACGGUAAUGGAAAACUUUAUCACUUUUGAAAAAAAAAAUGCGCAGUUUUUUUUGGACGAAAUUUCGUUGAGAACGCAUAGUGUCAUUAAAAGCAAUGGUAGAUACAGCGCAAAAAAAAAAUUUACUCAAUAUUUGUUAUAUAACAUAGCAAACUUAAGAUGUCGAAAAAACCGAAAUAUGAAUGAAUGAAUGAAUGAAUGUUUAUUUCGCUCACAGAAAGAUCUGUGGCGUGGAGGAAGAGAACCAAGAAAGUUUUAAUUACCUCGAAUAAAUAAAUAAGAAAAACGAAAAGUUUUAAAUAUAUCCAAUCAAAACUAGUGUGAUUGGAAAUUUAAAAAAUUCGUUCGAUUAAAACUCAUCUAGAGCAAGUAAGCUCUGCCGACAAGAAGAGAGAGAGAGAGCUCCCCGUCUGGCGCGACUUUGCGGCGAGAGAUUUAAGUUCCGCAGGCUUGCGCCAAGAAAAAAACCCAGCGCUAAAAUUUGCGCGAACCUCGCGCAAUACAGGGCGCAAGCUUGCGCUAUGGGAGGGCUGCUUUAGAGCUCACAAACUCAUUUACAGUAAUUCCGAAACUGUUUCGUCUAUGUUUUUCUAUUUUUCCUAAAUUAUGUUUUUCUUUUUUUCUAUAUAUUUUUUUCUGGUUUUUUUAUAAAUGAAAUUUUAUCAUCAUCGUUUUUUUAGUUGACUUCAUAUUUGUAUGCGACGCGUCGAAACGUAUCUUUUUCGAGAGAUUCGAUGUAUUGGUUUAUCCGAUUAUACUUUGAGAAAGGUAAUUAUUUUUGUUUUUUUCUUCCUAGCGAAGACGUUUUUUUGAUUAUUUUUUUCUUAAAAAAAUUAACUCCAGAAAUUACAAAAAAAGUGAGUUCGAUAUUCUUUGUAUUAGCUGUAAUACUGAAUUUUUUUCAGAUCUAAUGAAGAGAGAGUUCAACAAUAAGAUUCUCAUGGAGUGGUGAACAUGAUAUAUGGAAGUUUGCAAUGUUGAGGUUUGUAGUUUUUCGAAUAACAUUUCAUUAUUUCUCUUAUGUUCUUGGUACAAUCCAAAGCUGUACACUACGUCUAUAAUAAGGAUAUAUACAGAAAACUUGAAGAGAUUUCGAAAAAAAGUUUAUCAGAGUCAAAAAGACGAUUUUUGUGAUGGAUUAAUAUUAAUAAAAUGGCUAUUAUGAUGAAACUUGGGUUCCAUAGGUAAUUCUUUACGCUCAAUCGGAUGGCUUUUAACAGAUUUUUUUGAUAUAUUUUUCUGGAUUCGCCGAAAAGUCCAUGAUCGAGGGUGGUCCUAUCCUUAUUGGACGCAGUGUACCAGAUAUAAUAUCUGUUCAUAUAAAAAAAUUAAAGGGACCCUGAUAAUCAUGUGAUUGUUUAACAAAAAAAUAUGUUUUUAUUUUAACAAAAAAAUCGUAUAAAGUGAAAAAAAGCAACUAUAAAACUUCAGCUAUGAUACGCCGAAUUUUUCGACACGAUGAUGGUCAAAAGAAAGAGGUUCCUCCACCCUGGUUCGAAAUAUGCGAAUAAAAAGUAAUUUUUGAUUAUUUUUUUAUCUUUGAAAAAAAGUUUUUUUAGAUGAGAGCGAUGGAACGUUCGCUGCGUAACGUCCCAAGCCAUCGAUUCGCAGGUCCUUAUUAGAAGACUUUUUUUCCGAGGCUAAUGGAUGAAUGAAGGAAGAAAUUGUGUUCAACACUAUCGAGAUUCUGCUAGCGCAACUGUACACAUCUUUAUAUUGUUGAAAACCCACUUGCAAGAAUAUGAACAUCAUAAUUUCAUGUAGUUUUUCUGAAAAGUCGAGACUAUACUGGAAAUCGUUAUGCGCGAUCAAUUAUUCAAGCUACUUGUAAUUAUAUUUUUACCUAGCCCUUACCAGGUAACUACGCAGGCACUUGUUUGCAAGUUGAGUUGCAACAUUUUUUUAGAUAGACCUGGAUAGGGAUGCUUGAAAACAAAAAGUUUACCUACUGGGUUUCAAAAUUUGCAGAGAAAUAGGCUCACUAAACUGCACAGAAAAAGAUUUGAAAAAAAUACUUUUUAUAAUACUACUUUUCAUUAGAUUGAAGUAUCAGAACUCUUGCAAGUGGAAAUUUUUUUAUUGUAUGUCAUGAUGUAUUUUUUUGAUAUUUCUGCGUUUUUGAAAUUGUUCCAUGUUUCACUUUUUUUCACUGUUUCUGAACUUCCGGGUCUUCUGAAUCUUACUAUUUUGCAAAACCCCCCGGUUGUUUUAUUACUGGAAAUAAUUCGAGUCAUUGUAAUUAUUAAACAUAGCUUAAAUUUUACCAUUCUCACGUUAUCUUUUUCCUUUCAUUAUUGAUUGAUACCAUGAAAUCCAAUGCAUCUUAAAGACUUCAAUUGUUGUAAAGUGUAAAAUUAGUUCAUUUUAGAAAUAAAUAUAGUUUUUUUUCCAAGUUUUCUGUGUUUGUUCAGCCUCUUUGAGCUGCGACACUCACAGGUUGCUUGUAUUUUUGUUUAAAUCAAGCUGAAAAUUCAAUGCUAUGGAUAAAUAGAAAAAAAGCUUGAGUUAAAUAAAAUACAGGCGACCUUUGAGCGUUGUAACUCAAAAGAGGAAAAUAAGAGGAAGGACGAGGAGGAGAAAGGAAAAGGAUAUCACGAAUGCGUGCUCCAUGGAUAAUUCGCGCAACCCUUGCGCCUCUACGCGCAAGCUUGCGGCUAACAUGUGCACAUACUCGCGCAAUUCACGGCGCAAGCCUGCGAAAUCCUCGCCGCAAAGUCGCGCCAGACGGGGGAGAGGGGGCCCGGCUCCCUCUCGGGGAGUUCAAAAUUUUAAGGUUGUAACCAGGCUUGUGCGAGGGCCGGCCCGUCAACCUCUCGGCCCCGCGGCCACUUCCCAAGCGCGGCCGGCCCGGCCCAAAAAGCUCAAAAUUUUUUCAUUUUGAAUUUUUCGCUUUUUUUCAACGAGAAAAUUGGAAAUUUUAUCUUUUUUUCCUUAUAGAGUUAUUAGAAACUAUGAUUCAACAAGUAAAAAAAUAAUUUUUUUCGGUGAAAUUUUUUUAAAUGAAAUUCAAGAUUUUUUUCAAAAAAAAUUUUUCAAAGCCCGGCCUGUUUUUUUCGGGCCUAUAAAAAAAUAUCAAGUUCGAUGAAACUUUUCACAACGGAAAAUUACCCGAUUUUUGAGUUCAGCUUUUAUUUCUAAAAAGUUACAGGAAGUGCGAAUCGGUCGACAUCGUGAUAAACUUGAAGAAAUUCGAGAAUCUUUACGAGCUUUUGAACAAGGCGGUGAACAAGAGCAAAAUUCGAAGCCUCAAGAAAAACCAGCCCCGACAUCUACAGAACAGACGACCCCAAAAAAGGUUAGCUUCAAGGUUUUCAAUUUGUGAAAAAUUGAGAGGAAAAAAAUCGAAUUCAGGUUAAUAAUGACGUCAUGGAACUUUCUCAGCAGCUUCAGCAGCAGAAAAUGUACAAUUCUUCACAAAACGAGAGGUUUUUGGAUUAGAAUAAAGUCGAAGUUUUUUUUUUUAUUAUUUAGGACCACAAUGAGAGCUCAACACCAAAAUUUGAUCAAUUCGUUUUCGCCACCUCAUUUUGUAAGUUUUUUCUGUUUUUUUUUUCUAAAAGUAGUGUUUUCAGAGACCUCCACCCCCAUCUUACGAUGCUAAACCGGCUUAUCGGGGACCUACGCCGGCUGCUCCGGAUAAUGUUCGAACCCAUCUUCAUAUUAAAACGUGAAUUUGGAAAGCAGGUUGAAUUUUGAAACAAAGAGCUCAGGUCUCCAUAUGUCGGUCGGCCUGAUUUCGCUGCAAAUCCUGUGAUUUUCCCGACUGCCGGGAGGACACAUAUUUCUAUUGAGCCGUAUAACAAGUAAUACCUGUUUGUACAGUGAAAAGGGACUCAUUAAUUUAUUUUGAGAAUGAUGGAGAACAAAGAAAGUCGGAUGACUAGACACGAAAGUUGGCAGACGAAAGCUCAGCAGCCAGUUUACCACACGACACUUUCCUCCAAUAACGCUGUACCCUCCACCAGCAUCGUUAAUAUAAACAUUUCUCCGUCGCAUCGGGUCAGUUCCUGUAAACUUCCACCAAACAUUCAAAGUGUAGGACCGGCAAAAUAAGUGAAAAUUCUAUUAAAUUAAGCACCAUUCUAGAAAAUACAACGGUCUUCAUAGUCAGAUUUUGAAUGUCAAUUCGUUGCUCAAGCUCCGCCCAUAUUGUGCUGUAAACCAAUCAGAGAGCGAGCCAUCCACACAGCGUUUUCGACGAACGUCAUUGUAAUUGACAUUCGAAAUGGGAUGGGUCUAUAAACUUUCGAAUUUUUCUUUCAAAUAACUGAAAAAUGACUUCUUAGACGAAUCUUCAGUUAUUCAUCAUUUUUGAACAGUUUUUCGCUUCGAUAAAUUCAAGUUCUUAUAUUUAAAAAAGUUUCCCGAAGUUGACUAUUUCCGGACAUUUUCAGGCCAACCUCGGAAUGCAAGAUUUGGCGGGGUCUUCUAGAAGUGUCCUGAUUGGACUGCCCAAUCGAAGGACUGACGCCGAUUUUACCAGGGUCUAUAUGAACUACGAGGAUGAGGUUUUCAGGGAAAUUAUGACUCUUUGAAACAUAAAUCCCUUUCCAGCUGAUGCCGCAGCCGUACUCGGAUGUUUCGCCGUCGACUUCCAAAAUCCAAGACGAAGCCUGGCACGGCCCACCUCAUCCGUCCACGUUGUUCAUGCCCCCGCAAAACUUGGAUAUCACUUUGCAAACGUUAGUUAAUAUGAGGAAGAUGGUGAAAAGGAAAGAUAAGGUAUUAGGAUCUUUUUUUAAAAGAUAGAGCGACUAAUACGAUAAAAAGAGAAUGAUUCGAAGCCCAACUUCAGAAACUUCAAGCCGGUGCCGAACGGCAACGUGGCCAGAAUGUCCAACGGAAUGUCAUCGCCUUCGACGAAAAGAAGCACGUCGCCGCUGCCUCUGGAAGUGCGCGAGCGGUUGCAGACCAACAAGUUCGAGACGAGCCUGCAGUCGUGCAAGCCCAACAUGUUCUGCUUCUACAUGGAGCAGCACGUCGAACGGCUCCUCCAACAGCAUCGAGAACGCGAGAAACGAGUCCAGCAGGUACAGUCCGUUUUUCUCGAGUCGGAAGGGGACUUCUCUGCGCCCUCCUUGUCUCUCGGCAAGGCUUUCGCGUCGAAGUGUUGUUUUUCCUGUUUUUUUCAGACCCCCCCCAGUCCAAAAAAAUUUUAAAUACUUCAUUUCAACUUCAGAAAAGUAGCAUUUUUUUUUUGAACUGAUUUAAUGAAAAAGAUCAAAAUAUUAUCGUUUUCAGCUCGAGAAGGAAAUGAAUGCGGCCGAUUUGCCGUUAAUGAUGCGACAGAAAAUGUUGGAACUUCUGCAGCAAAAAGAGUCGAGGUGAUGACGUCAUUUCAAAUGAUAAAACAACCAUUUGUUUCAGAUAUACGAGGUUGAGAAGGCAGAAAAUGGGCAAAGAAAUGUUCACAGUAAUUCAACACAUCGGCGUCGGAGCCUUCGGCAAAGUUUCGUUGGUUCGAAAGGUUCACUGCGAAUGAAAGGCGAUGAAUUAGACAAAUUCGGGGUUCAGAAGGAUACGGGGAAGGUCUACGCGAUGAAAAGCUUGGAAAAAGCAGACGUCAUCAUGAAACAGCAGGUCGGGGAUUUUCUCAUUUUAUCAAUUUUUUUUUGUCCUGGACUCUGAAAAAUUUGAUCAAAUAUGCUAUUAUUUUCCGACUUGUACUCUCUUGUAUGAAUUUCUUUUUUCAUAAAACUUCUACUUAUUAGGCCUUUUUUGAAAGAAUGGGAAAUGUGGUUUUUUAAACGACUUUAAGCGCAAAUAAUGAAAGGUUUCAAAAGUGAAUCAUUUUCCGAAAUUAAAAAAUGGCACAUUUUCGAUAAAAUAUUUUCAAUGUCUCCAAAUUUGUUUAAAUCUCGUUGUCACAUAUUUCAAAUAACUUUGCCAUCUGAGAUUAACGUUUUUCUUCAUUCCAUUGAGAAAGAAACUGAGCGGCAAAACUUGUUAUUUUUUUCUUAUUAGCACUUUUUUAACCUAAUUUUUUUUCAUAUGCGUCUUGCAACUGGAUAUAUGAUAAAAUGGUUAUUGAAAAAAACUUGAAAAGUCAGUAUAAGGGUAAUUCAGAAAAAAAGUACAAGUUUUUUUUAUUUCGACGUGUUCUUUUUAGAACAUUAUUUAUGCUAGACACACUAAAAAAGUUUUGAGAAUUACAAAAAGUCAAAAAUCGACUUCCAGGCUUCUCAUGUGAAAGCCGAACGGGACAUAUUGGCCGAGGCAGAUUCUCCGUGGAUCGUCCGACUUUUCUUUUCGUUCCAAGACCAUCGUUGUCUUUAUUUCAUCAUGGAAUACGUGCCUGGCGGUGAUAUGAUGCAGUUGCUAAUCAAUAAGGGCAUUUUCGAAGAGUCUUUGGCCAGGUCCGCUUCAGAUUUUGAAAUUAUUGGACCGUGAAAUUAGAUUAGAAGUUGAUACUGGAAAGAAGAUGAUGAGCCAGAAAAAAAAUCAAGCAAAAAAUCUUUAAAAACGCUUCCUUGAAUGAAAUGUAUUGCAUUGCAAAAGCUUCAGUUUUAUGAUGUUCCCUAUUUUUUUCUUUUAUUUUUUCAAAAGAAGUUCAAUUUUAGGUUCUACAUCGCUGAACUUACCUGCGCCAUAGAAUAUGUCCAUUCUGUGGGGUUUAUUCAUCGAGACAUCAAACCGGACAAUAUCCUGAUCGAUAAAAAUGGACAUAUCAAGUUGACGGAUUUCGGACUUUGCACCGGUUUGAGAUGGACUCACGAUAGGAGGUAUUACAUUUUUUAUUUCAUCAUUUUGUUUUUUAUACUUAUUCAGAGGCAAAACCAGAUUUUAAAUGUACAAAUAAGGUAAAAAAUAGAAGAUUUACCCGCAUCAUUAAUUCGAAAUAUACGUUUUUUUUUUUUGGGAAGCUAAGUGUUUUUGAAAGUUUUUCAAUAAUAUUUGUCAAUUCACCGGAACUUUUCUUCAAGUUUCCCUGAGAUACAGGGCGAAAGAAAAAGCUCGCUUUUUGAAUUUGAAUGAACAUUUUGGAAUUGAGCGAAUGGGUUCUCCUUCCAGGUACUAUGGAACCGAAAACGAACACCAGCGAGCCGAUUCCUUCUCUUUGCCGGCCGAAAUCGCGGCCACCGAAGAAAGUAUCAAAGUGCUAAACAUUCGGCAUCAGAAGAAGCGAAAUUGCGCUCAUUCCGUCGUUGGAACCGGCAACUAUAUGGCCCCGGAGGUCAUCAGUCGCACGGGUCAGUUUUUUGAUGGAAUAAGGACCGAUAAAAUGGUCAAGUCUCAAAAACAUCUUAGAGCUGUGAAUAGCAAACAAAGCAGUUUGAAAAAAAGAACAUAACAUUUUCAAUAAAAUCUUCGUCUCAUUUUAUGUUUGCAGGCCACACUCAGCUGUGUGACUGGUGGUCGGCUGGAGUUAUUCUUUACGAAAUGGUUUUCGGUCGGCCGCCAUUCAUGUCGAUGCGCGACGACCCCAGGGAAACCCAGGACAAGGUACACAUUUAAAAUUGAAGAUUUCCGGAUUUUCUAAUAAUAUCUGAAUACAGUAGCAUUGAUUCCAAGAUAAAAGUUUUUCUUUUUUUUUUUACUAGAUUUGGUUAAUCUGCCAAAUUUCAAGAACCAUUCGAACGAUUCGAAUUUUUCCGUUUUCUAGAUUUUGAACUGGCGAAUUUAUCUGGACGUAUCUGCCAGCGCUGGCGGAGGUCGACUCUCCGCUGAUUGCAUUUCUAUCAUCAAGGUUUAUCCUUUUCUUGCGAAUCGCACUCAAAAAAGUCAUUCAGGAGUUCAUUUGCGACGCUUCAAAUCGUCUAGGUUCGAAAGGAGCGUCCCAAAUUAAGAAACAUCAAUGGUUUAAGGUGAAUCUAACAAUCACCUUUUAGUUGAGUCUUAGUCUUCAGAAUGAGAAAAUAUUUUCAGGACAUCAAUUUCGCGACUCUGCGACAAUCGCGUGCCGAAUUCAUUCCGCGGGUCGAGCACGCCGAGGACACUUCCAAUUUCGAUACGAUCCAUGUCAGUUUCCAAACUCUCUUUCUAUUUGAACUCGGGUUUCACUUUCUUUUCAAAUUCUUUUCUCAUAUUUCAUACUUUGACCUAGUAAUUUUCCUCCAGUUCUUUUCCUCCAAUCCGAAAGAGUCAUGUCUUUGAAGACUCGAGGUCUAGAGCGUUCUUCAGUGUAUAUGUAGGCCGUUUUCGACUUCUGAGCUUUCAAAAUCCAGCAAAGAUUCUGAAAAGUAAUGUUACCUGUUGAAUUGGUUUUUGAGUAUUUAUUUCAGAAGUUUUUGAAAAUUUUUUGAGCCGUUCAAAGUCGUAAUUUUAGAGAAAUAUUGAACUUCUUCACAAGUACUCUGAAAACGGAAAUAAUUUUAUACUCUUAGUUUUUUUUUGUUUUAAAACCGUAUCCAAGCGCAAAAUCUAGAAAAGCCGGUAAAGGCCUCCAAAAAACCUUUUUAGUUCUUUUGUUUCGAGAGGACAUCUCUGAAUAAUCGAAAUUUCGCCUUUUGUUAAUCACUUUCGUUUGAACAUGAAGUUUCUGUUUCAGAUAUCUGACAAGGCGGAGACGUUGAACACGAGAGCCCCCAACAAUCCGGCCUUCUACGAGUUCACCUUCCGACACUUCUUCGACACGGACGGAAUGGGCUGUCCUUCGCUGCGGCCGUCGGCGCGUCGGCCAUCCCUUAAGCCGCUACUUGAGAAUCCGCAGCCCGGCAGCGAAGAACUCCUUCAUGUGCAGUUGUAG
Molecule: messenger RNA, 10549 nt
Organism: Caenorhabditis auriculariae
Lineage: Eukaryota; Metazoa; Nematoda; Chromadorea; Rhabditida; Rhabditidae
Source: the annotation of a GenBank genome assembly